This is a messenger RNA of Schizophyllum commune H4-8, 611 nucleotides long. Its product is annotated as Sm-like ribonucleoprotein. Lineage: Eukaryota; Fungi; Basidiomycota; Agaricomycetes; Agaricales; Schizophyllaceae. The record is from RefSeq and is a predicted model, not a curated record. Gene Ontology annotation, biological process: deadenylation-dependent decapping of nuclear-transcribed mRNA. Gene Ontology annotation, cellular component: P-body; Lsm1-7-Pat1 complex. The transcript has 4 exons. Gene Ontology annotation, molecular function: RNA cap binding. The coding region runs from base 31 to 441 and encodes 136 amino acids.
CCAUCAUCUACGUUGUACUCGAUCUCGAGCAUGGACUCGCUAAUACCCUUCACGACCUCUGGCGCUCUUGUGGACAGCGUAGACAGGAAGAUGUUGGUCGUUCUGCGGGACGGCCGCAAACUCGUUGGCGUCUUGCGCUCGUAUGACCAGUUCGCGAACCUUGUCUUAGAGGACACCUGGGAGAAGAUAUAUCACUCCAACCUCUGGGCGGAGAAGCACGUUGGCCUCUUUUUGAUACGCGGCGAGAACGUCGUGCUGAUGGGCGAGAUCGACCUUGAUCGCGAAGACGAUGUGCCGUUGCGGCAAGUGCCAUACACAGCGCUCGAGCCGUACCAUCACAAGGAGCUAGAGGAGAAGAAGAAGCAAGAAGAGAUCAAGGAGAAAGUCCUGUUCGAGCAGCAGGGCUUUUCGCGAGAAGGAGGCGAGGGCGAUAGCUACUGAGUCUAGUGCCGACUUCUCAUUGUUGGAACUUCCUUUUCUUCAUCUGUACAUGUCGUUAUAGCAGCGCUGCAUCUAUGUAUAGUGUACGAGUACGAGGCGUCGACUAGAUUCUGACGAGCCAUAGCUUUGACCGAUGAGCAGCAUUGCAAUUGGCAUUCGACCAUCACACC